Molecule: messenger RNA, 1954 nt
Organism: Protopterus annectens (West African lungfish)
Lineage: Eukaryota; Metazoa; Chordata; Ceratodontiformes; Protopteridae
Gene: AGT
Product: angiotensinogen
Exons: 7
Coding region: 377-1774 (465 amino acids)
Biological process (GO): regulation of systemic arterial blood pressure by renin-angiotensin
Molecular function (GO): serine-type endopeptidase inhibitor activity
Source: RefSeq, a predicted model, not a curated record
AGGUAUUGCAGAAGUGAUUGUGAAAGCAUGUACUUGGGAAACAUGAUCACGUCACACAAGAAUGUUUACAUUGCUUUGCUAAUAUAUAACUUGGACUGAGUAACGGAUAAAAUGAUAUAAGAAGAUGAAACUGCUGUUCUUUUACAGAGUAUAUCCAGGCAAGAUAUAGUGUUACAGAGAUAUUUGGAAGAUUACCAGAUUAAUCCCUCUACUGGAGAGUGAAGCUCAUCAUCUGUGAGUGAAUUAUUGCCUCAUUUCUGUUCAUCUAUUGCCAGGCUGGUGUUGGACAGUGGAGGAAUUGUUUGUUUGAGAGGUGCAGCUGUUCGGGUUCUUCAGAGGAUCUUGGCAGACAAGAUAGUGAAUCGUACACUGAAAUAUGAAUAAGAACAUUAUAGCAUUGUAUUUCUUCAGUUUCAUAUGCCUUGCAGUAUGCAAUCGUGUUUAUGUCCAUCCUUUCAAUCUUUUUGCUACUGGUCAAUACAUCUGUGAUGAUGACACUGUAAAGGAAGAGAAGGAGUUAUCUCCUGAAGAAUCAACUUAUGUACCACCUACUACUGAGUGUUCAUCUUUUACUCCAGAGUGGGAACUAAUAAAGCAGAAACUUCCUAAUAAGAUCCAAGAGGAUACCGACUCGUACAAAUAUAUAGCGCUGUUAAUAAAUGUUCUUGGAUUUCGGCUAUAUAAAACAUCUCAAAAGCAGUACAGCUCAAAAAACCUUCUACUUUCUCCUUUAAGCAUCUUUGAGACAUUGAGCAUUUUCAACAUGGGAGGAUCUCGGCACACAUCAGUGGAUCUGCAGAAAUUGCUGGGACUGGGAAAAGAAACAGAUGGCCCAAAGUGCACUUCAGAAGCAGAUGGACUCAAGGUUCUUGCCACUCUUGACCAGUUUGUUAAAUUAUUUUGUUUCAGUGCAGGCGAUCUUCAAAUAGUCAGGUCAAACUGGAUAUUUGUGGAUAAUGGGAUUUCCAUGUCAGACAAAUUUUUAAAUGGCACUGCAAGUUUUUCUGACCUGUUGUUUGUGCGAUCUGUAAAUCAUUCUACCCCUUCCACUGCAAAGUCCUUAAUUAAUCAAUUUGUUUAUGUGAGAACAUCAGGAAAAGUUCGCAGUAUAUUAAAAGACUUGGACCAGUCUUCAAACCUACAGUUUGGCACCGGCAUACAACUCACUGGCUUGUGGCCAAAAAACUAUGGCUGGCAACACACAGGAAUGAUGGAUUUCUGGAAUGAACAAGGUGAAAAAAUCUCCGUUCCUAUGAUGACUCACACUGGACAGUUUCAUUACAAGACAGAUGAACACAAGAAAUACUCUGUUGUGAAACUUAAUGUCCAUCAGAAUGUUGUUAUGCUUAUAAUUCAGCCAGUUGAUGGGAACACUCUGCAUAACCUGGAGUCGAGCAUCUCUUUGGAGACACUUUCUGAAUGGAUGAAUGGUCUUUCACUUACGCAUUUAAAGCUAACUAUCCCAAAAAUAGACAUUAAUGAAUCCUACGACCUGAAACAAGCACUUAAGGACUUAAAACUUGACAUAUUUGAGAAGAAAUUUGCCUUCAGAAAGAUGAGCAAAGAUGAGCUUACCUUAGGAAAGCUUUUGUCACAAGUUUUAUUUGAAUCAACCACGAAAUGCGAUGGAGGCCAGGCGCAUGUGCAGCAAAAUAACGAUUCUACAGUUGAAGAAGUUACAGUACAGAAUCCUUUCCUACUGGCUGUCCUUGAAAAGAACACCAAGACUGUAAUGUUUUUUGGUAGAAUCGUGAAUCCAGCGAGCAGAACAUAGACUCUGUUGUAUACAAGUGCAUUUAUAAUAUGGAAGUAUUAUAUUCUUUUUCAUCAUUUUAAAGAAGUUUAAAAUGUUUGCUGUUAGAAAUGAGAUAGUGCUUGUGUGGUUUUGCUGUGGAUUUACUUUUGAGUCAACAAUAAACUUUGAAGGUUGUCUUGCCUUCAUUUUCCGCUUCCA